This is a messenger RNA of Anguilla anguilla (European eel), 569 nucleotides long. It is a transcript of the gene rps18, whose product is annotated as ribosomal protein S18. Gene Ontology annotation, molecular function: structural constituent of ribosome; RNA binding. The coding region runs from base 65 to 523 and encodes 152 amino acids. Gene Ontology annotation, cellular component: cytosol; ribosome; small ribosomal subunit. The record is from RefSeq and is a predicted model, not a curated record. Lineage: Eukaryota; Metazoa; Chordata; Actinopteri; Anguilliformes; Anguillidae. Gene Ontology annotation, biological process: translation. The transcript is spliced from 6 exons.
GGAAACUUAUAUACUCUCGCGAUAACUGCGAGUAUUCCUCUUUGCGUUGGAAGCUGCUUCCAAGAUGUCUCUCGUAAUUCCCGAGAAGUUUCAGCACAUUCUGCGUGUUCUCAACACGAACAUCGACGGGAGGAGGAAGAUCGCCUUCGCUAUCACCGCCAUCAAGGGGGUCGGCAGACGUUACGCACAUGUCGUGCUCAGGAAGGCCGAUAUCGACCUCAACAAGAGAGCAGGGGAACUGACUGAUGACGAGGUUGAGAGAGUGGUGACCAUCAUGCAGAACCCGCGGCAGUACAAAAUCCCUGACUGGUUCCUGAACAGGCAGAAGGACGUGAAGGAUGGCAAAUACAGCCAGGUUCUCGCCAACGGCCUGGACAACAAGCUGAGAGAGGAUCUGGAGAGGCUGAAGAAGAUCCGGGCUCACCGUGGUCUCCGGCACUUCUGGGGUCUUCGCGUGCGUGGUCAGCACACCAAGACCACCGGUCGCCGUGGUCGCACCGUGGGUGUGUCCAAGAAGAAGUAGGCGGUCCCCCUUCACCCAAACGUCAAUAAAAUGUAGUUUUUCCCAA